AUGAACGCCUCAUCCAAAGGCCACCUCCCUGUUGUUCGUUACCUCCUUUCCAAACAACAUGCCGAUCCUCUUGUGAGGAACAACUGGGGAGAGACAGCAUACGAUGUUGCUGCCGCGGUGUUUGAGGUUUGGAUAUGUGAGGUUUUGGAGAGAGCGGAGAGGGAAUGGUGGUAUAACCGUAAUUCUGCACACUCCAACCCAAAUUCUCCGUCAAAAAUUCCAUACAAUUCCCUCGCAAUACACACCACCAUUCCUCUCGUCUUAUACGAAAACCAGCGGCUCGAUGCGCGUCUAAAAACACUCGCUACCUCUGGUGGGAAACCUCGGUUCUCUGCUUCCGGUCUCGGCAGGCGAGGAAGGCGCGCGCCGUUCGAGUUGAGGAUACUAUCUGUUGACGACGAUAACAAACGACAAAAUGAAGGAAAUGAGGAUAACACAGUUAAUAAUAAUAUUUAUCAACAUAAUACGACCAUCCCAGCCUGGCGAAGCACUGUUCAACUCCCGCUCCUCGAUAGCCCGUACUCCCUUCCACGGCCAGGCUCAUAUCAUUCUCAAUCACAAGGAUCUACCGGUCCAGAUAGAAGUCAAGAAGAGAAAAGCCAUUUCUGGCUCUCGGAUUGGACUUUGGACGUCACACACCCUGGGGUCGACGCUGAUCAAGGGUGGCAAUACGCUAGAACUUUUGAGGAUCCAGAGGAAGAGUGGACGCCAGAAGUCACGGGUGCAUUGGGGAGGGUUCUGGGUGGAGGGUUGGGUGGAUUGAGUGGAGUUUUGAGGACACCACCUGGACUUGGUCGUUCUUCUUCGAAUUCCGACUCUAGGUCGGGAUCAGGUUCAAAUUCUACCUCGGCUACUCCAACCCCGACAACCUACGUCCGUCGCCGUCGCUGGGUCCGCGUUAUGCGUCGACGUUUGGAUAUCCUUCCUCUCCCCUUCUUAUUCCCAGAUGGAAAAAUGUAUCUGGUGCGUGAGGAUGGGGGGUUGGUUAGGUAUAUCCAUCAUCCUAACGUGAGUGAUGAAGAUGCUUCUCAUCCUAGAUCUCCCGCGUACUGGGAUCCCAAUGCCUCCCCCGAUGAGGUUGCGUAUUCGUAUGGCGAAGAAGGUCAUCAGGAAGGACAAGAAUUAAGCACGAUUCCUUCUAUGUCUUCGAAGGCUCAGGAUUAUGUUAGUCGGGCGAGGUAUCUCGUUGGUUCUCAGACAUGCGGGCUUGAUUCGGAUGGUAUCCAAAAUGGUGACAAUGCAGGUGGAUCACUAUCUGCGGUCGACGCUCGGAGAACUAUAGCUAAACUUGAGAGAGCGACGAUGGAGUUGAGAUUGGGUGUUUCAGGAGACACUGACAUCGAACGAAAAACCCAGGCCCAAGUCCUUCUGCAUACAUAUACCAGGGAGCUGGAGAGACAAAAAGCUAGUGCGGAAGUGCAGGGCUGGGUUUUAACCACUCCGGGUGCUGGAGAAGGUAUCCACGAUGGAGAUGAAUACGACUACGAAGAGGACGACGACGACGACGACGAAUCAUUCCAUUACCCAAUGUCCCCUACUAAUGCAAGUGGGAGUACCAGUAUCCGGCCAUCCUCCCGGUCUAGCUCCUCCAAUCGACCGGAACCAGGCCGCAGCUCCUCCAUCAACUCAGCAACCAACUCCACCAUCUCUGACUUGACCCACCACCUCUCUCAAGCCCCUGAGUUCCGUGUCCCCACACAUGAGGCUCCGCGAUCCCAGACAGUAUCUCGUGCAGGUUCCGGGUGGGGAUCAGGGACCGCCCGAUCUACUACAUGGGUUAUUCCAAGCCCGCAAUAUGUUCAUCAAUGGGAAAAGGACGAUGACGUGAGUCAGUGCAGGGAGUGUAGAAGGAGGUUUAGUUUUUUGCUUCGGAGGCACUGUCGUCGAUGUGGGAAAAUAUUCUGCGAUAAAUGUUCUUCCCAUCGAGCUCUCCUAGAUCCUUCUGAUAUCGUACACGAACCAGGAUCUGUUGCAGAAACAUAUUCUUCGAACCGAUCGAACUCUUCUGGCUCUCAAGGCUCCUCGAAUACCUCCUCUUCCUCCUCUCCACCACAAUCCUCAUCCUCCUCGCACCGCGUCUGUCAAACCUGCUUCGACGAAGUCAGUGGUAAUCUCCCCGCCAGUGUGCAUGGGCUUCUUCGCAGUGCAGGGGGGAUCGCGGGCAUGGAGAGGGUUUUCGUAAAUCAAGAGCGGUUGAGUAUUCCCGAUCCCAGGAAUAGCACGGCAAUGAGGAGACAGACUAGUUCGCAAUUGAGUGAUUUGGCUGAGUGCCCCGUAUGCAACCGCAUCCUGGAGCACGUCGGGACCGCAGCCGAACAAGAAGCGCAUGUCAAGAGUUGUCUAGAAGGUGGCUCGGGAGCAACCCAGCAAGCUGCGAAAUAUCUGGUGUACAGGCUUCCGGCGGAGAGCACGCUCAUCGGAGUUGAAUGCGUGAUCUGUCUAGAAGAGUUUACAAAAGGGUCGAUGGUGGCGCGGCUUAGCUGUUUUUGCAGUUUUCAUAACGCCUGCCUCUCCUCAUGGCUUCAACGAGGCAAAGCCUGUCCCGUUCAUGCCCGUUAG
This is a messenger RNA of Lentinula edodes (shiitake mushroom), 2559 nucleotides long. RefSeq names its product FYVE zinc finger-domain-containing protein. Bases 1 to 2559 code for a protein of 852 amino acids. Gene Ontology annotation, molecular function: metal ion binding; protein binding. NCBI's taxonomy places the organism in Eukaryota, Fungi, Basidiomycota, Agaricomycetes, Agaricales, Omphalotaceae. The record is from RefSeq and is a predicted model, not a curated record. The transcript has 7 exons.